AGUGUUCCAGUAACAAAGGGGUUUCUAAAAUGCAUGGAAACUCGUACAAUUCGUAAAAUACAUGAAAACGUGGACGAUUCGUGAAAUACAUGGAAACACGUACAAUUUCUAAAAUACACAGGCAAAUUUGGGUAUAAGAAGAGCCAGACCAUCAACAGCAGUUCAGUCUAAGAAGUCAGUCUAAGAAAGCAGUCUAGAAAAGCAGUCAAGAAAAUGUAGUCGUCAAUAUUAUAAGUCUCAAAUUGAGAAGUGGUGCUCUGCACAAGUCAGUCUUAAAAUUUUAUCUAUAACAAGUGGUUCUUCACGACGCAGUGCUCUAAACCCAGUUUCAGUAGUUGUCCUUUACUCUACGUAUAUUUCAAAAGUGCAUUUUGGAAAGUAAAUCUGGAAGUCAAAUUUGCCAUUUGAAAAGAGUGUUCCUGUUUCUCGAGACACAAUACUGCAUCCACUUAGUCAAGCAUUAACGGACUAGAGCCAUUAUACCUUAGCGACUAGCAUCACCCUUUGUCCCAAGAAAUCGGAAAAACUAAAGAUAUUAUUUCAUCUGAAAAAAGUGCUUCAAUAAGUCCAAAAGAAAAGGAGCAUUCCACAUGUAUUGUGCAAGAAGAAUAAUGCGAUGAAAUCGGAAAAACUGAAGAUAUUAUUUCAUCUAAAAAAAGUGCUUCAAUAAGUCCAAAAGAAAUGGAACCUUCCACAACUAUUGUGCAAGAAGAACUGUGCGAUGAUAUCAAUUCUACAAUAUGGAGUCUACAACCAGCGCGAAAGCACCAACAACCAUCGAUGUAUCCGAGGUUAUGGCUGUAUACUUUGCUUCUCCGCCAGAGGGUCAGCAAAUAGAUGACGCCAAGUUAAAAUUCGAGGAAUCACCGACGGGUUUGGUCGCGCUUUCCAAGUCCGCUUUCAACAAAAUUGUCGCCGAGCGCGAUAACUUUUUGGCUCAACUAAAAAAGGCCGACAAAACAAUCGCCAAACUGCGCAAAGAGGUCAACACCCCAGUCCCUAGCAUCAAUGCGGAUAUUGCUGAACAAAACCGCGAAAUCAUUCGACUGAAUCAAGAGCGUCGUAAAAUGUCCGAUCGUCUUACUGCAGCAGAGACGGAAUCUAAAUCUUCAGCCGAACAAGAGGCCAAAUUCAAGGCCGAAGCCCAAUCCUACAGGAAGGAUUACAACGAAUUAAUAGCAGAUUAUUAUCAUAUCGAAGACCAGUAUUACCGUCUGCACAAUCUCUUAAAAUCCAGCAUUAAAGAGGUUUUCCGCGCCAUGACCGAGCUGCGCGAACCUAGACUACGCCCGAAAGCUCCAGAUGGAUGCCUCAACUGUGGAGUCUCUGGCCACAGCUACCGCUCGUGCGCAAAGGAAUAUACGGGUCUCUUCUGCCAAAUUUGUUCUCACCCAGACUUCUCGACAGAUGACUGUCCAUGGCCGCACUAUUCAGAAUUGCCUAAACAACUACCUGACCACAAGCGGUGCAAGUGCUGCUGACGUCCGCGC
Molecule: messenger RNA, 1490 nt
Organism: Leptopilina heterotoma
Lineage: Eukaryota; Metazoa; Arthropoda; Insecta; Hymenoptera; Figitidae
Exons: 4
Coding region: 741-1481 (246 amino acids)
Molecular function (GO): nucleic acid binding; zinc ion binding
Source: RefSeq, a predicted model, not a curated record